Podospora pseudocomata is the source of this 1286-nucleotide messenger RNA. RefSeq lists its product as uncharacterized. The record is from RefSeq and is a predicted model, not a curated record. Gene Ontology annotation, molecular function: N-acetyltransferase activity. Lineage: Eukaryota; Fungi; Ascomycota; Sordariomycetes; Sordariales; Podosporaceae. Bases 330 to 1286 code for a protein of 318 amino acids. The transcript is spliced from 2 exons.
CACCAACUCACCCCUCUCGACUUUCCCUGCAAUAGUGAGUCAGAUAAGCUCUCCAUCUUCCUUUAAAUUUUCUCACCCUCAUCAUCUUUCAGGUCUAAACCCUCCAAGCGACACACGAGAGGGGUAGCCGGGCAGACUUCAUCUUGACAUCGUCCCAGUCAUUGUGCUGUUGGCCGUGUGAGGUUGUUAGUCACCACACUCCCUCAACAGAACGGCCAGUUUCAGCUGUCACUCAUUCAACAACUGUGUGCCCUUCGUCUCUUCCCUUUUCAAAGCCAGUUCCUACAACUCACUCGCCACCUUUACUUUGAACAACCAGCUCAAACAUCAUGACAAGAGUGACCAUGGACACGAGCUCUUUCAGCUCAUUCACUCCCCGGGAGCCUCAAACCGACCGCCCUCCAAGAGAGCCGGCCCCUCCCACUCCCUUUAUCUCUUUCAUCAAGCCUCAAGGCCAGCUCUGGAACUACAACCGGCACAAGACCCACGAAGACCAGCCAGGCAACAUCCCCAAGGCUUUCCUCGAUGCCAUGAGCGUCAGAGAGAAGGUCUACGUCGAAGAACAGGGCGUUGCCUUGGAGAACGAAUUCGACAGUGACGACCACCGUAGCUGCCACUGGGUAAUCUACGCUUCUGUCCUCACCACCAUCCUCCCAGCCAUCCUAGACCCCCGAACCGGCAGGCUCGUCCGCCCCCGUGUCACCAGGACCACCUCCCUCCCCAUCGGCACCCUCCGCCUAGUCCCCUUUCCCCACUCAGCCCACCCCCGCAACGGCGGCAUCUACUUAAACGGCCUCCUCACCAACGUCGGCGACCCCGUCCGCCCUAGAAGCAGCGAGACGGUCCAGGCCCUCCAGCCCCAGGAGAUCCAAGGAGGCAACCGUCGCAACUCCCUCUAUAUCCGCGACUUCCCCACCACCUUCCACAACGGUCAGGAGCCGUACGUGAAGCUCGGUCGUCUGGCUGUCCUCAAGGAGUACCGUAACAAGGGAAUCGCGGGCCAGCUUGUGCGCGCCGCAGUUACCUGGAUGCAGACGAAUUACACCAUCUUCAACCCUAGCCCUUCCGUGUUGGGCUUUGACAGACUGGGCAUGGACGUGACGGGCCAGCUGCCUAAGUGGCGGGGCCUGUUUUGCAUUCAUGCGCAGGAGGAGGCGGUCAAGGUCUGGGAGAGGUAUGGGUUCAAGGUGGACGAGAAGAUGGGAAAGUGGUGGGAGGAGGGGAUCCCGCAUGUGGGCAUGUGGUUGAGGGUUCCGGUUGGCAAGGGGGGUCAUACUGUUGCCUGA